AUGGUUUUGGAGGUGAUAGAACUGCCUGAACAACUUCGACUUAUUGACAAGCUAUCUUUUGAGGCUUUUAAGUCUGGCUCUGAAAUUGAAAUCAAACACACUAUCUUUGGAUACAGGAGAAAAGACAAUGAUCUAUAUAAAUUCAUUGAGACAAUAUUCUACCACCCUCUGUUUAAGUCCAUUAUGAUCAGCACCAUCACACUCAAUGCAAUCUUUUUGGCUGUAGAAACGGAUUAUAAAGUUCGCUAUGAGUCAAAUUUCUUCCUGGAGGUAUCCGAUCUGAUUAUCUUAGCCAUCUAUACAGCAGAGUUUCUGAUGAACUUUUAUCUGGACCCCGUUAAUUACUGGAAGGACGGUUAUAAACGCUACGAUUUUGCUGUCCUUCUCAUUGCUUACCUCCCAUACACCAUUAACAGAAGCAACCCCAAAAUGCACCAUGUUGCGACGGUGCUGAAAGGUUUCCAGCCAUUACGGGUUCUCAAACUGAUCUAUUAUAGCCCAGGGAUGACAAUUCUGAUGGCAGCACUGGCCAAGACUAUGAAAAAUGUGAUCAAUGUGCUUGUCCUGUUGUUCCUGUUAAUAUUUAUCUUUGCAAUUUUGGGUCAUGGUUUGUACAAAGACCCUGAAAAUGGAGACCCUCAGAACUGGGGCACCUUAGCGGUUGCCUUCUUCACACUCUUCAGCUUAGUAACGGUUGAUGGCUGGACAGACCUACAGGAGGAAUUGGAUACCAAACAAAUUGUUACAAGCCGGACAUUCACAAUAGUGUUCAUUCUUUUGGGAUUUUUUGUGUUUUUCAAUAUGUUUAUUGGUGUUGUCAUUAUGGAUAUUCAGGAUUCAACGGAGCAAUAUGAGAAAAAGCUGAAAGCGGAGAGACGGGCUGCUCUGAUAGCAAAGAAGCAGGCGAUUUUAAGACGGCAACAGGAAGAAAUCAAAGAAUUGCUCAGUCAACAGAAAUCAACUGAAUACCAAACUUUUGAUGAGCUGGUGGAAGACUUUAAAAAAACCCUGCAUCACUCGGAUCCUGUGAUCUUAGAAGACUUCUGUGCCAGUCUACCUUUCAUUGAUCUCUAUUUGACAUCCCUAGACCGGCAGGAUGCCACGGUUUAUAAGCUGCAAGAACUCUAUUAUGAAAUCGUUGCCACUUUGACCACCCUGCUGCGAGAAUCUCAAGCAAAGUCUUUGCAGUCUUUGCAGUCUUUGAAAGUCAAAUCUAGGCAAUCUACUAUACUGAAUAAAAAAUCCUAAAAAGUUAAUUUCUUCCUAUUUGGAAAAAAAA
Elgaria multicarinata webbii is the source of this 1279-nucleotide messenger RNA. RefSeq names its product cation channel sperm associated 3 (gene CATSPER3). The coding region runs from base 1 to 1248 and encodes 415 amino acids. The transcript is spliced from 8 exons. NCBI's taxonomy places the organism in Eukaryota, Metazoa, Chordata, Lepidosauria, Squamata, Anguidae. The record is from RefSeq and is a predicted model, not a curated record. Gene Ontology annotation, biological process: transmembrane transport; flagellated sperm motility; sperm capacitation. Gene Ontology annotation, molecular function: voltage-gated calcium channel activity. Gene Ontology annotation, cellular component: CatSper complex; acrosomal vesicle; membrane.